This is a messenger RNA of Metarhizium robertsii ARSEF 23, 1146 nucleotides long. RefSeq names its product 2OG-Fe(II) oxygenase. Gene Ontology annotation, molecular function: dioxygenase activity. The coding region runs from base 1 to 1146 and encodes 381 amino acids. The record is from RefSeq and is a predicted model, not a curated record. Lineage: Eukaryota; Fungi; Ascomycota; Sordariomycetes; Hypocreales; Clavicipitaceae. The transcript is spliced from 3 exons.
AUGCCGCCAGGUUUCUCAGCCGCCGUAGCGCAGCUGGAAACAUUUGUCCUGCCUGAAAGACUGUCGGGGUCACUUUCUGACAGGGCCAUGGCCAAGGCCAUGGUGCGAGCCUGGAGACGCCAUGGCAUUCUGCAAAUUGCCAUGUCGCCGUCACAGCAACAAAUAUAUGCCCAAGCCAAUGCCGCCAGUAGAGACUUUUUCAAGGCAACGCCGCUGCAGAAGCAAGCCUGCGUGAACGAAUGUAGUUAUGCGGGCUAUGUUGCCUCUGGAGAAGAAAUUACUGCGGGCAUUGCCGACUAUUCGGAGAUUUUCACCGUAACAAAAGACCUACACCCAGGGGACCCCAGAGUUUUGGAGAAGUGGCCAUGCCAUGGCCCGUGUCCCUGGUUAGACAAGCGUAUGAAGAGCCCCAUGCUCAACUACAUGGCAGACAUGGGGUCCAGUGGCGACAAGGUCCUCCAGCUAAUCGAGCUGGGGCUUGAUGUGCCGCAGGGAUCCUUGACCAAGUACACCGAUGACGGGUGGCACCACAUGCGAGUUCUCAGGUUCCCUGCGAGACACCGAACCAAUGGGAAAGGCAAGGCUGGUCGUGGCAUUGGAUCUCAUACAGACUAUGGUUUGCUAGUAAUAGCAGCUCAAGACGAGGUCGGGGGUAUGGAUACGGCUUCUCCGAGUCUGAUGAAGAAAGAGGCCCCGCUAACUACCAUCUCACCAGGUCUUUUUGUGCGACCUCCCCAGCAAGGCGAAUCGUUUGCCAACUGGAAGCAAAGUGUAGCUGGGAUGAAGGAAGAUGAGGAAGGUUGGUUGUAUGUGCCGCCGACUCCGGGCGUAUUCACUGCAUUCCCUGGGGACAUGAUGCAGUACAUGACCAACAGCUUUCUCCAGUCCACACCUCACAAGGUCGGUCUGAAUGUUCGAGAGCGCUUUGCGUUUGCCUAUUUCCACGAGCCGAACUUUCGGGCCAUGGUCAAACCACUGCCUGGAUUCAAUGGUUCCCAGGAGCCAGCUGAUGGUAUUCACUACGGAACACACUUCACAAAUAUGGCCCUGCGGAAUUACCCGACCCGCAUCACCACGACAAAGUUGCUAGAGGAAGGGCGUUACGAAAUGCUAAGCAAGGAAAAACUUCGAGACGAAAUGGUAUGA